AAAAGGGACAACAAUAAUCAGCUGAAUGAAAAAGGGCAUAGGGCUCAACCUCGAAAAUUAUAGCCAAAACGUUGUUCGGUGACAGAUCUCUCUCACUGCGCAAACUCCUUUCGUUUCCAUGGCUUCAGCGCUGCAGAGACUGCUGCGAAAACCACCAUUACUACCCUUUAAAUUCAUUUCUGCCGUUAACCCUUCUUCUCAGCUCCAAAACCCUAUUCUCACUGUUCCUUCACACUGUCACCCUCAACCUUCUCCCACAAGCCCGGCUACGCAGCAAUUCGAUGCUCCCACGGUGAUCUUUCCCAGUUUUCCUUUUGGGUUUUUCCCAAAACCCGUUUUUGAUAGUGGGGUUCGUUCCCUGGAUGAUGGGGUGGAAGAAGAUUCUGGAACCAUGUGGGCGGACAGCGUGAAGAAGAAGCGGAAGCGGAAAAUGAACAAGCACAAGUACCAGAAGCUGAGGAAGCGCAUGAGGAGACAGAGUUAGAAGGUGAGGGUUCAGUGCUUUUGAUGCCCAACAGAAAAAACAAGGCAACUUUGAACUUGAUCAAUGCAUUUUUCUUUAUUUUCUUUUAAUGAAAGAAUGACGGUAUCUUAUUAGUUUCUAGUGAGAGGAGAGUUGAAGGGUGAGAAGAGAUGUUUAAUGUUCUGUGACAAUUAGUUGGAGUCCAAUUGUUUUGGAUUUCUCUUUUAUGAUUUUUGCUUAGUUUAAAUGUUGCUAUUGCACUUUAUUUGGUAAUUCCCUUGCUAGCUUAGAAUAAAUAAUGUAUGCGAUGACAAUCUAAGAACAAAUCGGUUUUUAUGAUAUGUUUGUCGAUUUUUGUA
Messenger RNA from Vigna unguiculata (cowpea), 822 nucleotides. RefSeq lists its product as uncharacterized. The record is from RefSeq and is a predicted model, not a curated record. NCBI's taxonomy places the organism in Eukaryota, Viridiplantae, Streptophyta, Magnoliopsida, Fabales, Fabaceae.